CACAGGACAAUCCAGCUGUGGCGGCCGGGGAGGGGGCCUGACCCCCCCCUAUGGCAGGGGACAGCCGUCGGAGGCCACCGCAGUGCACCAUCCCUUAUCAGCCCAUCCCAAGCACCCAGGAGGCCAUCUGCACCCAUCAACCAUGUAGGUUCCACCGCUGGUCACCAUGUACCAGCACUGCGCGGCUGUCCUCUGUGUCCUGGCCGUGCUGGGGCUGGAGGUGGCUGCGUUGGGGGAAUGCGAGCUCGCCCGACUGCUGCAGGACAAGCUGCGGUAUGAGAUGCGCCUGCAGUACAUGAAGCACAACUUCCCCAUUGACUACACUCUCCGGGUGCAGCACGAGGAGGUGCUGCGGACGGCCAACGUCACCCGCCUGCGUGAUGGAAAGGUGUCAGAGGCAUCGCUGCGCUACCUGUGGUUCCACGCCUGUUCCCAGGCAGUGCUGCACAUCCUCGAGGUGCUGCCGGAGAAGCACCCGUCCCGUGGGUACACGCAGGAGCUGAGCCAGCUUUUGGAUGCCCUGGGCAUGGAGUACAGUGGGUACCGGCAGGUAGGGCUGCCCCACUAUGGAGGGGAUGGUGUGGGCAGAGGGAUGUGGGUGGACCUCACCCCUCACAGCCCUGCAGUGAGGGUGACUCCAGAUGUGGGGCCGUGGGGCAGCGCUGGGGGGGAGCUCCACAUCUGGCAUUGGUGGUUCAGUGGUAGAAUUCUCGCCUGCCACGCGGGAGGCCCGGGUUCGAUUCCCGGCCAAUGCAAUGUUGUAAACCUUUUGCACCCUUUU
This is a messenger RNA of Meleagris gallopavo (turkey), 781 nucleotides long. The record is from RefSeq and is a predicted model, not a curated record. Lineage: Eukaryota; Metazoa; Chordata; Aves; Galliformes; Phasianidae.